This is a messenger RNA of Penicillium taxi, 1068 nucleotides long. RefSeq names its product putative peroxisomal membrane protein receptor Pex19 (gene pex19). Gene Ontology annotation, biological process: protein import into peroxisome membrane. The coding region runs from base 1 to 1068 and encodes 355 amino acids. Gene Ontology annotation, cellular component: peroxisome; peroxisomal membrane. The record is from RefSeq and is a predicted model, not a curated record. The transcript has 4 exons. Lineage: Eukaryota; Fungi; Ascomycota; Eurotiomycetes; Eurotiales; Aspergillaceae.
AUGGAGAAUAUCUCCGAGAAGGAGAAAAUCCAGACUCCAGAGCCUGGCGCAACUGACACAACUGCCAAACCCGCACAACAUCAACUCACCCCCCAAAAGCACGACGAAGAGGACAACGACUCGGAUUUUGACGAAUUGGACGACGUCCUAGAUGAUUUUUCAAAACCAGAACCCCACGUCGCGCCAGUCCCAGCCCCAGCACCAGACAAUGCGCUCCCCGACGACUUCGACGAGGACGCCUUCCUGAAGCAGCUAGAAAAUGACAUGGCCAGCCUAAUGUCCGGUACCCCUACUGCCUCUGCCUCUGCCUCUGCCUCUGCCCCGGCAGUCGGUGCCGGGGGCCCCGACCCGCCGGGUUUCGCAUCAGUGGAGCAGGGCGCCGAAGCCUUCGCAAAGGAAUUAGAUGAGAGCGGGAUCCCACCGAGCGAAUUUCUGAAACAGCUACUCGCCGACGUGAUGGCUGAAGCAGGAGAAACAAGUGGCGCAACAGGAUCGAACGUUAAAUCGACACGGCCACAACAACCGCCUUCAUUCAAUGAUGCGAUUCAGCGGACGGUUGAGCGCAUGAAGGAGUCUGGGGAUCGGGCUACUGAGGCUGCUAGUGCUGAUGACGGUCUUUCGGAUGACAUGCUUGCGCAAUUGCUUAAGGCUGUCGAGGCUGGUGCUGGGGCUGGUGGUGCUGAUGAGGGGGAUAUGACGAAGAUGUUUAUGGGUAUGAUGGAGCAGCUUUCCAACAAGGAGAUGCUUUACGAACCAAUGCGGGAACUGGAUGUCAAGUUUGGCCCGUGGAUCGAGAAGAGUAAAGCUGCAGGUACAGUUUCUGCGGAGGAUAUGGCACGGUAUGAGAUCCAGGCGAGAGUUGCGAAGCAGAUUGUGGUCAAAUUUGAGGAACCAGGAUACUCGGAUGAGGACUCGAAGUGUCGCGAAUACAUUUGGGAGCGAAUGCAGGAGAUGCAAGCUGCUGGGAGUCCACCGGAAGAUCUCAUUUCUAACCCACUAAUGGAGGAUCUAGGAGCUGAUUCAACGACGGGGGCUGACACUGGAGUCCCUGAAUGCCCUCAGCAAUAA